Molecule: messenger RNA, 1844 nt
Organism: Cercospora beticola
Lineage: Eukaryota; Fungi; Ascomycota; Dothideomycetes; Mycosphaerellales; Mycosphaerellaceae
Biological process (GO): tricarboxylic acid cycle; carbohydrate metabolic process; citrate metabolic process
Cellular component (GO): mitochondrial matrix
Molecular function (GO): 2-methylcitrate synthase activity
Source: RefSeq, a predicted model, not a curated record
GCUGCUGCUGCUUGCGAUGUCAUUGCCGGGAAUUAUUUUCUUGCUCUCUCACGCCUCUGUUUAACGCGACCUCCCUCGUCCGUAGACACCAUCAUCUACAAUCAUGGCUUUGUCCUCGCGAACUGCCACCAGAGCGCUGCGGGCCUCCAAGCUCUCGCAAACUGUGCCGUUGGCCUACAAUGCCUCCCGUAGCUAUGCCACCGCCGAGCCCGACCUCAAAGAGACGCUGCGCAAUGCCAUUCCCGAGAAGCGUGAAUUGCUGAAGAAGGUCAAGGCCAAUGCUUCGAAAACAAUUGGAGAGGUCAAGAUUGAGAACACCAUUGGCGGCAUGCGUGGCCUGAAGGCUAUGGUCUGGGAAGGCUCUGUGCUGGACGCCAACGAGGGCAUCCGCUUCCACGGCAAGACCAUCAAGGACUGCCAGCAGGAGCUGCCUAAGGGCACUUCUGGCACCGAGAUGUUGCCCGAGGCCAUGUUCUGGUUGCUGCUCACCGGCCAAGUGCCCAGCACCAACCAAGUGCGUGCUUUCAGCAAGGAGCUCGCUGAGAAGGCACAACUGCCCGCUUUCGUCAACAAGAUGCUCGACGACUUCCCCAAGGACCUGCACCCUAUGACCCAAUUUGCCUGCGCCGUCUCUGCCAUGCAAUACGAGUCCGUCUUUGCAAAGGCCUACGAGCGUGGUAUUAACAAGGCCGACUACUGGGAGCCUACUUUUGAUGAUUGCAUCAACUUGCUCGCCAAGCUGCCUACCGUUGCGGCCAAGAUUCACCAGAACGCCUACUGCGGUGGUGGUGCUCUGCCGGCUGAGGUCGACCUCAACCAGGAUUGGUCUUACAACUUCGCUGCUAUGUUGGGCAAGGGCGGUUCCGAGAACGAGAACUUCCAGGAUCUCCUCCGCCUGUACUUGGCUCUCCAUGGUGACCACGAAGGUGGUAACGUGUCCGCCCACACCACUCACCUGGUCGGUUCCGCUCUCUCUGACCCAUAUCUUGCCUACUCUGCCGGUCUGCAAGGUCUGGCUGGACCAUUGCACGGUCUUGCAGCCCAAGAAGUCUUGCGAUGGAUCCUCCAGAUGAAGGACCACAUCGGUACCAAAUUUACAGAUCAAGAUGUCAAGGACUACCUCUGGUCCACACUGAAGUCGGGCCGUGUCGUGCCAGGCUACGGUCACGCUGUUCUCCGCAAGCCAGAUCCUCGCUUUGAGGCUCUCAUGGACUUUGCUUCGUCCCGCAAAGAGAUCGCCGAAGACCCAGUCUUCCAACUGGUGAAGAAGAACAGUGAAAUCGCCCCAGGCAUCCUCACUGAGCACGGCAAAACCAAGAAUCCUUUCCCCAAUGUUGACAGCAGUUCUGGUGUGCUCUUCCACCACUACGGUUUCCACAACACGCUCUACUACACUGCCACUUUCGGUGUCAGCAGAGGUCUCGGCCCAUUGGCACAGCUGAUCUGGGAUAGAGCUCUCGGACUGCCAAUUGAGCGACCAAAGUCGAUUGAUCUCAAAGGACUGCUCAAGCUAGCUGAGGCCUAAGAAUGUCAGAUGGACACGCAUGAACAACUGUUUGAUGUAUAACGAUAGAAUGAAUGCCAAAAAUUCCAGCCAUGAUGAGCACCUGAAUUGUGCGCCUGCUUCUCUGACCCUCCGUUCUGCAUGCGUUUGCUCAUGAUUUCAUUACCCGUGACCGAUCGUACAACAAGAGCCUGUAAUCACAACUCCCCCAUUCGCAAGUCGACACUGCCGCUGACAGUCGUGAAUUUCAACCUGCCCUUGCCAUUGCCCUUUCGAGCUUGAAUGUGUUUGCCCCAUGGCCAGGAGCCAGCGCCAUCCAGCGCGCUGGAGAAUUCCACGU